AUCGCUAGUUCAAAGUUCGGGUCUUCAAGAGUAGAAAAUGGGAAGCUCGCAGGCCCAGGCCGGUGUGACCCGCGGGCGGACGAGUGGCCGGAAUCCCCAGGAAAGCUUCCCAAAAUGCAAAUCCCCGAGCCCACGCGAGAUCCAAUGCCUCAGAGUGUCGGGGUAGGGCCCGGAAACCUGAAUUCUGAACAAACUUCCCCACACAGCCAAAUCUGGGAAUCACGGACCUGGUCAUAACAGAUUUACAGGAGCGUCCCACCCGCUCUGCUUUUCUCCGGAGCUGAUGGGGGAGGAGCCCUCACUUGGAUCUCGACCCCGAGCCCGCCCCGGCUUUGGGGCCUCUGAGGGCGUGAGACCGGAAACAGGGGGGCUUCGGAAAGCGGCUUGGCGCCUGGUGGAGGCCGGGGAGUUCCAGCCCCUACCACGUCAGCAUCCAUGUGGGCCCUGGGCAGGCGAGCGUGGGAGAGCCUUGGUCGCUGAGGCGCUGUAGGUGGCUUCCCAACUACUACAGAGAGAAACAAAUUGGAAUCCCAGACUUCAGGUCCCAGAUAAAUUCUGAACUGCUGGAAGGGGGCGAUGGCUGUGGCCCUGGGUUGUGCAAUCCAGGCUUCUUUGAAUCAGGGCUCCAUGCUUCAAGAAUAUGAUGAUGACUGUGAAGUCUUCCGUCAGCGCUUCAGACAGUUCCAGUACAAAGAGGCAGCCGGGCCUCAUGAAGCUUUCAACAAACUCUGGGAGCUGUGCUGUCAAUGGCUGAAGCCAAAGAUGCGUUCUAAGGAACAAAUCUUGGAGCUGCUAGUGUUGGAGCAAUUCCUAACUAUUCUCCCCACGGAGAUAGAGACCUGGGUGAGGGAACACUGCCCAGAGAAUAGAGAAAGAGUUGUAGCACUGAUAGAAGACUUACAGAGAGAACUUGAGAUACCAGAGCAACAGGUUCAUAGGCAAGAAAUGCUCUUGGAAGAGUUGGCACCAGUAGGAACAGCAUAUGUACCACCAAACAUCGAACUAGAGUCACCUGCACUUCAGGUCAUGGGACCGUCCCAGGAGGCCACACUGGCAGAGGCAUGGAUCCCACAGGAAGGGCCACAGGAGCUGAACUACGGUGCUGCUGGGGAAUGCCAGCCUUUUCCAGAACCUGGCUAUCCAAUACCAAAUCUUGACCCAAGCUUCCCAUUGGAGCAUAGAGAAGAGACAUGGAUGAAGGAAUUACAAGAUUCCACAGAAAUGGAACAAUUACUUGAUUCCAAGAUAGAUUUUGAUAUCGGGAUAGAAAAUGAAGAAGACACUUCAAAUCUGAAAAGGCUUGAUGAUAUAUAUCCAUUUAUUGUUACUUUAGAGGGGAAUUCUCUCCAUGGUUCCAUUUUGCAAAAAGACUAUGAACAGUUAGAAAAUCAAUGGGAAAAACCUCCAGAGGAGUUACAGACAGAUUUAACAAAACUUGUAGAUGAUCAGAACCACUCUCUGGGAGAAAAACCUGAGAGCUCCAACCUGGAAGAGCCUCUCAACCCUAGACCCCAUAAGAAAAAGAGCCCAGGAGAGAAACCUCACCGAUGUUCUCAGUGUGGAAAAUGUUUCGCUCGUAAGUCACAGCUUACUCGGCACCAGAGAAUUCAUUCAGGAGAGGAACAUCACAAGUGUCCUGAAUGUGGGAAAAGCUUCCUUCGUAGUUCAGACCUUUAUAGACACCAACGACUUCACACAGGGGAGAGACCUUAUGAAUGUACUGUAUGUAAAAAACGAUUCACUCGGCGGUCACACCUUAUAGGGCAUCAGAGAACACAUUCUGAAGAAGAAACAUAUAAAUGCCUUGAGUGUGGGAAAAGUUUUUGUCAUGGAUCAAGUCUUAAAAGACAUCUGAAAACUCAUACAGGUGAAAAACCUCAUAGAUGUCAUAGUUGUGGGAAAGGUUUUCUUCGGCUGACAGCUCUUACUUUGCACCAGAGAACUCACACUGAAGAGAGACCAUUUAAAUGCAAUUAUUGUGGAAAAAGCUUUAGACAGAGACCAAGCCUUGUGAUUCAUUUAAGAAUUCAUACAGGGGAGAAGCCAUACAAGUGUAGUCAUUGUUCUAAAAGUUUCAGGCAGAGAGCAGGCCUUAUUAUGCACCAAGUCACUCAUUUUAGAGAAGACUUCUUUAAGAAUUGUUGAGGGAAACCGUUCCUACAGAAAUUGACACUAACCCCCAAAUUCUUAACCUUCAACAACCUGUUUGUCAUGGAAGAACAGUUUUGUUUCAGCCUAUAAAAACAGCUAUUUUUGCAACCCCUAUCUUUCAAGGCAUACGAGUUCUAGAGUAUUCACUUACUCUUACAGCUGUCCUAGAUUCAAUUUAUUCUGUCUCCAUAACUUGUAAUCUUUUCAUUACAAUGAAAAUGUUUGUGUCCCAAGCUGACCAUGUCAUAGGUAUAAGCAUAAAGCAUAUAAAUGGUGACAUUCCUUUAGGUCUAGGGUCAGUAUAGUGGAUUAUCCCAGUAACCAUUUCUGUCUGAGAUAUCUAUUAUAGCAGUAUUAUAAUUGUUCUGUUGUGUCAUUAUGAGAGGUGAAUAUAUUAGUUCAAGGUAUUAGGAUGUGCCCAAAGUGGCAAGAAAAGAGAUAGUGAAGUUUGGUCAAACUAUAAAAAUCUGUCAGGGCCACAAGCGUUAAGGGAAUUUCAGCUGCCUGGUAGGCACUGAGAUAUUCCCAUUGAAAAUUUUAUGUUUUAGAAAAUGAAGUUUUUAACAUUUACUUUGAAUGUUGUAAAGUUUCCUAGGCUGCUUAUUUGGCAGUCUGUGAUAAUGCUCCCUAGAGCUGAGUAUUAAUUUGGUGAUGUAUUUUAUUCACAGAAUAAGUAAGGUCUAUGUCUGGAAAAUCCCACUUGACAGCUGAGUUCAUACAGUAAGAAUCUGAUUUAAUUUAGAUGGACUGAAGAAGCAGUGUUCAUUGCUUUUCACUCUCCUUUGGUAUUCUAUCAUGUGUCUCUUGGUGCUUUUUAUUUCUACCCAUUCUUUAAUUCAGUAUCUCACAAAGUGUGUGUCAUAGAGCAAUGAGUUCAGCAAGAUGUUUUGCAAAUAAGUUUGGUAAAUUCUCCCCUUUGUAGAUUUCACAGUGCACAUCAGCACAUGAGAAUCUCUGGGAGGCCUUCUAGUAAAGGGAAGAAAACACCUUUUUUUUGGCUCAAUGUUUUCCAAACUUACUGGACUCCAGACUCCUUUUUCAUGUAUGCCUAGUAAUAACCCACAGAACUAGCAUUUUGCAAAUAUUCCUUAGAAUGCACUGCCUUAAACAAUAUUUCUACAGUGAUCAGUUUAGACUUUUUACUCCCAAGCCUAGUUAUCUCAAGGGGUGCUGUGAAAAAUUAUUUAAACAUAUAUAUCUUUUAUGUAAUACAUAUACUUGCGCAUGCACACACACAUCACUGUAAGGAAGUGAGAGUCACUAAUUCAGAUAAUUUAUACAUUUCCCAGUGAUUCUCAUCCUCGUUUAAUUUUACUUAUAAAUGCAUACACACACAUUGCUACUAAUAUAAAUGUUCUCAUGUAAUCACAUUAAAAACUCAAAUUGCUGCAGCAAGGGAAGAAAUCUCUGAGUCAGUUAAAGCUGUUAAUACACAAAAAUAUUCAUUGAUUUUGGAUCCUUGCUGUGAAAUAUAAGAAAUAUCACAUCCAAGCAUUUUCUCUUUAUGAAGAUAUCCAGUCUUCCUUUCCUUAAACUAGAAUCAGGGAAAGUGUAUCUCUUGUACUCCACUGAAGUUGUUGGAAGUGAUAUUCAACAUAAAUAUGUGUUGGGUAUCUACUAUGUGCCUAACUAGCCCUAUUCUAAGCUUAAUGCAAGUUAGUAAAAUAAGAAAAGGUGACUCAUGGGUCAGGUUCAUAAAGAGUUUACAAUCUCUUUAAUUAAUCGAGAACAAUGCAAAAGAGUAUGUAAUGAAGUGCCAAAUCAUAUCAAACACUAGAGCCAGGGUGUGUCUUUAAUUCUUUUCAUCCAGGUCCCUGUAUGAUGCUGCUAUACUUCUGGGAUUAGAAUUGGGAUCCCAGUAGCAAUAAACCUAUAUCAAGAGAGGAGUCUGAAUGUAGAGAUGAAAAAUGCUGAAUAUAAUGACUUCUCUUUUCUCUCUUGUGGAAUUGCACUUAAACCAGAACAUUCUGUGCCUUAGAAUGGAUGUGCCCAACUGCUCUGUAUCUAUGCAAUAUUUUAAUAA
Messenger RNA from Choloepus didactylus (southern two-toed sloth), 4174 nucleotides. It is a transcript of the gene ZNF449, whose product is annotated as zinc finger protein 449. Bases 577 to 2145 code for a protein of 522 amino acids. Lineage: Eukaryota; Metazoa; Chordata; Mammalia; Pilosa; Megalonychidae. The record is from RefSeq and is a predicted model, not a curated record. The transcript has 5 exons.